This is a messenger RNA of Aricia agestis (brown argus), 1740 nucleotides long. RefSeq names its product UDP-glucosyltransferase 2-like. The record is from RefSeq and is a predicted model, not a curated record. Gene Ontology annotation, molecular function: UDP-glycosyltransferase activity. The transcript is spliced from 4 exons. Bases 43 to 1593 code for a protein of 516 amino acids. NCBI's taxonomy places the organism in Eukaryota, Metazoa, Arthropoda, Insecta, Lepidoptera, Lycaenidae.
UGUAAGCCGACGGAGAUUCCGCGCAACGCAUUCAUUAGCAUUAUGAUUGCGCGGGCGAUCGUUUUGGUGCUAACUUUUGUAUCCUUGGCGAAAUGUGCGAGGAUUCUGGCGGUCUUUCCGAUGCCGUCCGUGAGUCACCAGGUGGUGUUCCGUCCGAUCACCCAGGAGCUGGUGCGGCGAGGCCACGAGGUGGUGGUCAUCACCCCAGACCCGGCCUUCCCUGAGGGCCAGGCUCCCGUUAACCUAACAGAGAUAGACGUCCACGAAACAGCCUACGAGGCGUGGCUCGAAGUCAUUAACAGAGACGUCGUCGGGAAGCCCAACGACUUCCUGACAAUCCUCGAGUUCAUGAUAAAGAGUACAUGGAAGUUCUUCCCGGCGGAAAUGCAAACUCCGGCCGUGCAGGAGAUCAUCCACAAAAAACGCGGGGAUUUCGACUUGAUUCUUACGGAGCUGUGCAUUCGAAAAUCUCUGGGGUUCUCGCAUAUAUUCAAGGUCCCGGUAAUUCAGAUCAGCUCUCUCGGAUCCAUACUGUAUAACGACGGAAUCGUUGGAUCGGAGACGCAUCCAUUCCUUUUCCCCAGUUCCUUCAAUCGGAGAAUAUACAAUUUGACACUAUACGAGAAAUUUUUCCAACUGUGGAACGACUUACGCUUAAAGUGGACGUACUCCGCUGCUGAGGAGAAGGAACACGAGCUGAUGAAGGAUAUUUUUGGUCCGGAUGUGCCGCCCCUGAGUGUUCUGAAGGACAACAUACACUUGACCAUGUUGAACAUACAUCCUAUUUGGGCCGACAACCAGCCUGUACCCCCGAGUGUAGUGUACAUCGGGAGCAUACAUCAAAAGCCACCGAAGCCUUUACCUCUGGAAUACCAAUCAUAUUUGGACGCAUCCAAAAAAGGGGUUGUGUAUGUGAGUUUUGGUACCAACGCGACCCCAUCGAAGUUUGCCCCCGAAACAGUGCAAAUACUGUUUGACGUGCUCUGCAAGCUGCCUUAUGAUGUGCUGCUGAAAUGGGACCAAGACAAUCUACCAGUCGACUGUAGUAAUAUUAAAAUCUCGAAAUGGUUUCCACAAUACGAUAUUUUAAGUCAUCCAAAGGUCAAACUGUUCAUAACGCAAGGUGGUCUGCAAUCUACCGACGAAGCUAUAUCGAGUGGGGUACCCCUGAUAGGUAUACCCAUCAUGGGCGACCAGUACUACAACUCGGAGAAGUAUGUACGUCAUGGCAUCGGAAAAAUGUUGUAUUGGAACGAUUUCGACGCGCAAACAUUUAGGGCCGCCAUUGAUACCGUGAUCAAUGACAAAAGCUAUCGCCAGAACAUUAUCCGACUACGAGAAAUAAUGAGGGACUCACCGCAAUCGCCGCUGGAGCGUGCUGUAUGGUGGGCGGAGUACGUACUGCGGCACGGCGGCGCUAAACACUUGAGACCGCCCACCGCCCACAUCACACUCUACGAAUACCUGGAGAUAAACCUCUUGAUUAGCAUCAUCAGUGUCAUACUUGCCACUUUUGUUGUAGUAACCAUUAUCGUGUUAUUAAUGGUAAAAAGUAAUGUUAAUUUGGAAAAGAAAAAAUUAAAAGGUUCAUAGUUGUCUCAUUCUAAAGUCAUUUACAAACAUACAUUUGUUGAAGAUUUGCUUUUAUGGGUUUUAUUGGUUCCGUUUGUUUUUGCAUACCCACGCCUAUUUCCGAUUGUGCGAAUGAUCGUCAGAUAAAAUUUGCAUUAUAAUAUUAUA